GAAAAAAAAUGGCAGAGGCCAACAAUGGGAAGCAUUUUGUUCUAGUCCAUGGUGCAGGAGGAGGAGCUUGGGUUUGGUAUAAGGUCAAGCCACGACUUGAGGCGGCAGGCCACUGUGUCACGGUGCUGGACAUGGCGGCUUCUGGCAGGCACCCUAAGGCAUUCCAAGAGGUUCAUACGUUCACUGAAUAUAAUGAACCUCUUAUGGAAUUCAUGGGCUUUCUACAAGAAAAAGAAAAGGUUAUAUUAGUUGGUCAUAGCUUGGGUGGUAUGAAUUUAGCUCUGGCCAUGGAAAAAUACCCUGACAAGAUUUCAGCUGCUGUAUUUGUAUCAGCAGUUUUGCCAGAUACCUUGUACCACCCAUCAUAUGUUUUUGAGAAGGUAUGUAUAAUGAUAUAUUUAUAUGAGAUGGCCCCAAAAGAUGUAGGAGUGGAUAAUCAAAUUUCCUACCAAGAGAGCGCCAAUGGACCCAUAACAUGGGUACACUUCGGCCCCAAAUAUAUAGCUUCCAAGCUUUAUGAUUUAAGCCCUAUUGAGGAUGUUGAACUGGCCAAAAUUUUAUAUAGACCAGGUUCCUUUUUCAUAUCAGAUUUAUCAAGGGCCAAGAAAUUUUCCAUUGAAAAAUAUGGAUCAGUGAAGAGAGUUUAUAUCCUGUGCAAAGAUGAUAAAGUAGUAACAGAGGAAUUCCAAAGAUGGGUUAUUGAAUAUAGUGGGAUUAAAGAUGUGAUUGAGAUCAGGGGUUCUGAUCAUAUGCCAAUGGCUUCCAACCCACAUGAACUCUGCAAUCAUCUUAUACAGAUAGCACACAAGCCCAUUAAGCUCCCACAGCACAAGCCAGUGUGA
Molecule: messenger RNA, 842 nt
Organism: Hevea brasiliensis (rubber tree)
Lineage: Eukaryota; Viridiplantae; Streptophyta; Magnoliopsida; Malpighiales; Euphorbiaceae
Product: salicylic acid-binding protein 2-like
Exons: 4
Coding region: 9-842 (277 amino acids)
Biological process (GO): jasmonic acid metabolic process; salicylic acid metabolic process
Molecular function (GO): methyl indole-3-acetate esterase activity; methyl salicylate esterase activity; methyl jasmonate esterase activity
Source: RefSeq, a predicted model, not a curated record